Brachypodium distachyon (stiff brome) is the source of this 1920-nucleotide messenger RNA. RefSeq names its product chaperone protein dnaJ 49. Gene Ontology annotation, cellular component: endoplasmic reticulum membrane. The transcript is spliced from 4 exons. Gene Ontology annotation, molecular function: Hsp70 protein binding. The coding region runs from base 205 to 1305 and encodes 366 amino acids. The record is from RefSeq and is a predicted model, not a curated record. NCBI's taxonomy places the organism in Eukaryota, Viridiplantae, Streptophyta, Magnoliopsida, Poales, Poaceae. Gene Ontology annotation, biological process: cellular response to misfolded protein.
AUACCUGGCUCGCCUUUACAUUAGCGUAGAUCCUAACGGAGAACCACGAGGGGGUUCGGCGGAAAAGUGCCUCCGCCCAUUCUCUUCUUUCUUUCCUGGUCUUCUGUCGAACGGUGGCGGCGGCGGUCUCCUCGCCGUGCCGGCUCGGGCAUCAAUUUGUACGCCCUACCUACCUGAUCCAGCGGUAGAUGAUUGGUUCAAGUCAUGGAUGGGAACAAAGAUGAGGCCUUAAGGUCUGUCAAGCUUGCACAAACUGCACUUGCAUCUGGAGAUAGACAACGAGCAGACAAGUUCAUUCGAAUUGCCCAAAGAUUGGAUCCCAGCCUUCCGAUUGUUGAUUUGUUGUCCACAAACAAGAAGUUUGAUCCCCUGAAUGGUACUCCUUGCCAAGAGAAGUCCAGAAGAGGCCAAGUUCGUGGAAAUCUAGAAACGCCAAAAGAAUAUGUUGGUGCUUCAAAUGUUGAUAAGGGUUACACAGAGGAGAAUGAUAGAGUGGUCCGGGAUAUCAGAAAGAACAAGGACUACUAUGCAAUUCUUGGAGUGGAGAAGAAUUGCUCAGUGGAGGAGAUUAGGAAGGCCUAUCGGAGGUUGUCACUGAAAAUUCAUCCUGACAAGAACAAGGCUCCUGGAGCAGAGGAUGCAUUCAAGAUGGUGAGCAAGGCUUUCAAGUGCCUAAGCAAUGAUCAGUCUCGGAAGACCUAUGAUCAGACAGGCGCCCUUGAGGGCCAUGAUUUGAACAAUCAAUAUUCCAAUGUCAUGAGGCAGAGAGCUGCUAGGCGAAGGAGGCAAGCAAGAAAUAGCUUCUAUAACUAUGAAGAAGACUUAGAUCCAGAUGAGAUAUUCAGGUCCUUCUUCUAUGAUACUCGUGAUAAUUCGUUCCGUGCGCACAAUGCCUACAGAGCAAGAGGAACAGAUAGGCAGGAGCAGCCGAGAAGGGAGCAUUCGGUACAGGGUGGAUCAGUCAUAAAUUUAACAAUACUGGUACACCUUGCGGUGAUAUUACUCUUUGUCUUGUUUGCAUUCAUUCCAGUACGGCAGCCUGAGUAUGCCCUGCAUAAGACAUACAACUUUCCCAUGUCAAAAGUCACUGAAAAGCAUGGUGUGGAGUACUUUGUCAGCAAACAAGACUUUGAUCUACAAUUUCCACGAGGAAGUCCUUCUAGAGAUAAUCUCGAAGAGUACGUUUUCAGAGACUAUAAGACUCUGAUAGGAAGACACUGUAGUGUGGAACUCCAACGGCGCAAAUGGGCUAAGGACUACCCUACACCUCACUGUGACAAGCUACGGAACCUUGCUGUGGCAUAAUAGUGUUCAUAUGGUGAUUAGUUAGUUCUCUCCUUUUCAUUCGUGGCAGAGAUCUGCUCUCUUUGAAGUUCAAGUUUGCAUUUCCAUUUUUCAUCAAGGGCAUCCAUUAUCUCCAGCACUUGCAGAAUGAUCUUACACAGCAAGAUUUUCUGGAAUGGGAUGAGCAUUAUGGUUUCUCGUCUGUCUGGCGCCCUACCUUGUAUAACGUUCAAAUGAAACAAUUUCGUGCAUGAUGAUAUGGACUAGUAAGUAAAUCGUCUACUACAUGAAGAGGUUUGAUGGCCAGCGGCAAACCUAUUGAAGUAGAACUGGCUGGUCUCCAGCCUCUUAUUUUUCAGAAGCACAGCUACCUCCGGUUAUGAGUGCAAAAUUUUAUACAGAUUAUUAACAAGUUGCUGAGUGCAAAUUUCUGUACAGAUUUAGACUUCCAAAAGUGGUUGGCGAUUCCAGAAUGGCAUUGUACUGCUUGGAAAUUGAAACUACUGUAGAGUUAAAUUCUGGGCGUUGGUUGUAUCUGUUGCUCUCAAAAUCCUUGAAAGGAAAACAGAAAUGUGAAACGCCUGUUGUCACAUUGGUUCUGUUUGAUGUUUGUGCUUUUGAUUUGCUGGAGCUCUA